Messenger RNA from Xyrauchen texanus (razorback sucker), 3704 nucleotides. Its product is annotated as polypeptide N-acetylgalactosaminyltransferase 17-like. Gene Ontology annotation, cellular component: Golgi apparatus. The transcript is spliced from 12 exons. The coding region runs from base 486 to 2336 and encodes 616 amino acids. NCBI's taxonomy places the organism in Eukaryota, Metazoa, Chordata, Actinopteri, Cypriniformes, Catostomidae. The record is from RefSeq and is a predicted model, not a curated record.
CGUGGAUGGCAGGAGAUAGGUGCAGUUCACGGAUCAACGCUCCCUUAAAGGCGCGAUAGGAAAACACGUUGAAAAUGACGCUGCGUUCGAUGAGCUCAGAGCUGAAUCCUGUUGGAGACGAUGUUGCGUGUGUGGACUCUCAUUGCUGAAGUAGAGGGCUCUUAGGUACUUCUGUUGAUCCAGGGCAAAUACGCACAGCAAUUCCUACAGCAAUACGAGAUCGUGGAAAAGGACCCAUAAGCCUGACCUCUUGAAUCAUCUUAUAUUUCCAGCAGAGGACAGCUGUGUUUGUCAUUAACUGAUAGAUGCCCUGUGAUGAAUGUCUGCAGUUUCCGAACAUUUGCUUUGACUCUUUGAAGUAUGCGCAUACAUUUUCCAUGUCGAUUUUAUGAAUAAGAGCAUGUAAACGCUAGAACCAAUACGGAUGAAAGCUCACGGGCAGAAUUCCCUAUGUUCCAGUGCAGGAUGCAUUUUAUCAAUCCGAAAUGAUGCGAUUCACUGGGUUCAGAACACCAAAAUCCUUAAUGGCCUUUGUGAUGAGAAGAUGGAAAAUCUUACUGGUGCUGAAUGUGUUUACGGUGGCCGGCUUCAUCACUUUUUGGGGCAAGUGCAAUUUACGCACAGCUAAAGAUGUUGGUCACCAGCCGGCUGCUGGGAGGGAACAGACGCACUUCAAUGGAUCUGCUCUGGAGACUAGCAUCACUCACGAUGUGCUCUUAAAGAGACUGGGGUCACUAGAAGAUGUGGUGUACAGACAACUAAAUGGUUUGUCCAAGUCUCUUAGACUCAUCGAAGGUUUUGGGGGCCGUGGUAGAGGCGGGCUGCCAGCAACACUUACGCCGGCGGAAGAAAAGGAGGCCAAGUACCUGAGGGAGAAAUACGGAUACAAUGCAUUUCUGAGUGACAAAAUCUCUUUGGAUAGGUCCAUUCCUGACUAUCGGCCCAGCAAAUGCAAAAAGGCCUAUUAUCCCAGUGACUUACCACAGAUCUCCAUUAUCUUCAUUUUCGUAAAUGAAGCAUUGUCUGUCAUCCUGCGUUCGGUCCAUUCGGCUGUCAAUCACACUCCAGCCCAUCUCCUAAAAGAGAUCAUCUUGGUGGAUGACAACAGUGAUGAUGAACAACUGAAAGAGCCACUGGAGGAGUACGUCAACAAGCGCUACCCAGGUCUUAUCAAAAUAGUGCGUAAUCAGAAGAGAGAGGGACUCAUCCGAGCUCGAAUCGAGGGCUGGAAAGUGGCCAUUGGGGAGGUGACGGGAUUUUUUGAUGCCCAUGUUGAGUUCACACCUGCAUGGGCUGAACCAGUUCUGUCUAGAAUCAAGGACAACCACAAGAGGAUCAUCCUACCAUCCAUAGAUAACAUUAAAGAUGAGACCUUCGAGCUGGAGCGCUAUGAGAACUCCGGCCAUGGUUAUAACUGGGAGCUCUGGUGUAUGUAUAUCAGCCCACCUAAACAGUGGUGGGAUGAAGGAGACACCUCUGCACCUAUCAGGACGCCUGCAAUGAUAGGCUGCUCUUUUGUGGUAAACCGGGAAUACUUCGGGGAGUUGGGACUGCUGGACGCGGGGAUGGACGUGUAUGGAGGCGAGAAUAUAGAGCUGGGAAUCAGGGUUUGGCUGUGUGGAGGAAGCAUGGAAGUCUUGCCCUGUUCCAGGGUUGCCCAUAUUGCUAGGACAAAAAAGCCAUAUCACAGUAACAUCGCCUUUCACACUAGACGAAACGCCCUUCGUGUGGCGGAGGUCUGGAUGGACCAAUACAAAUCGAAUGUCUAUUUGGCAUGGAACCUCCCAAUGAAGAACCAUGGCAUUGAUUAUGGCGACAUAUCCCAGAGAGUCACACUCAGGAAAAGACUCCAGUGCAAAAGCUUUGAGUGGUACCUCGAUAAUAUCUAUCCAGAGAUGAGGAGAUACAACAACACAAUGUUUUACGGAGAAAUUCGAAAUACCAAUGUGACCCAUCUGUGUGUGGAUCAGGGCAUGAAAGAAAACCACACAGCAACUCUGCAUCCCUGUCAUGGUUGGGGACCUCAGUUGGGUCGCUACACUAAGGAGGGUUAUCUUUUCCUGGGUCCUCUGGGAAGCACCGGUGAAGAAACUCGCUGUGUGGUGGAUGAUAAAAUCAGCAGCUACCCUCAGCUUCUCAACUGUGAGAAAGUAUCCAAUGUACAGCAGAAAACUUGGCACUUUGCACAGAAUGAACCAAUCAUCAAUCGAGCUACAGGACGCUGUCUCGAGUUGAUGCCAGCCAAUGUCUCCUUUGGUUACACUCUGGUCCUGCGCUCAUGUACUGGCCAGAGGUGGACCAUCAAGAAUUUGAUGAAACCACAUCAGGGGCAAUGAGUCAAUGGUAUAUGAUAAUGCUGCCACAAUCAGAAAGUCCCUCUCCUGCCUUCAGAAAGUGAUUAUGGACCUGAAAAUGGAUCCAGAUUGGAGAUCUCCUACAUGUUAAACUUCAGGAGUGCAGAGGGGGUGCUGACCAUUUUUGAGUUUGUCUCGGACUCAGCAGAGUCAUUUGGUCUUACCACACUCCAUACUGUCUGUAUCAGUCAAAUGCCCUCAACUGAGCAACUUUGUGACUCAAGUUGAGACCGCUGAAACCAAAAUGACGAUUAAAUGAUGACCAAUAAUGAACUACUGUAUUUGCAAACAUACAACAUAAACUUAACAUCAACGUAAACAUGAUUUGAGUCUACAGUAUGUUUAACGAUAUAUACAGUGACCCCAAAAAGUAUUUGGGCCCUUAGGCCAUACUUAAAUAUGUAUGAAUGUCUUUGCAGUAACAACAAAUGCAACCAUGUGUUAUUUAUUUUAAAUAGACAGGUCACCCAAAAAUGAAAAUUCUCUCAUCAUUUACUCACCCCCAUGUCAUCCCAGAUGUGUAUGACUUUCUUUCUUCUGCACAACAAAAACGAAGAUUUUUAGUAGAGUAUCUCAGCCCUUCUAUCUAAUGGAAGGACAAUCAGACAUUUUUGAGCGUGAUUUAAGUGAGCUCAUGUUAUCAUAAUGAUCAUAAAUGGAUGUAUUUAGAUUGCAUUAAUACUGUAAUUUUAUUGAGUUGUGAUUUCUGUACUGUUCAAUUCUCUUGUUUUUUUAUUUGAUUAUUUUAGAUUCAAAAUAUCAAAGACUGUGGAUCCCCGUCGGUUUUCUGUUUGAAUAAGAUGUCUGGCCUGAAAAUGUGUUAUUUAUUUUUCUUAUUUGUUUUCUACAGUAGCACUUCAGAAGCAUUAAAUUAUAAUCUGUGCGCAGAAAACAAUUUACCAGUAACUAUGGUAACUGUGCUGAGCUUUGUUACUGGUGUGUACUGUUGAAUGAUUACUGUAGUAAUUGUACUGUUACUUUGAACCAAAUUCUAAAGCAACACAAAGCCAGUCUGUAGGCACUGGGACUAUGGGAAAAUUAUCAUCUGGGAUUGUAAUUACAUAAGAACAAGGUGAAUGAGAUGUAAACUGUAUGUUAUCUGUAACUACAGUUUUGAAAGGAAUGGUUUCAUAUCCAAAAGAUUUCUGAAGACAUUUCAAUUGUUGCAGAGUGAUGGAAAGGACUUUUCCCAUACCAUCUUCCAUUUUCAGUAGGACUCAUUUGAAUAAAAUGGUAAACUGUAAUGUGUUCUUAUGCUUAGUGUCCUUAAUCUAAAUGGUUAUUUCAGUGUUCCUACAGUCAUAGACAACCAGGACAUACAAAUAUAUUCCUUUCCAGGACUGGAAAAUG